CUCCAUCCCCGGGUCCAAGAUGGCGGCGGCGGCUCCUCCGGCUCCAUCGCCGCCUCCCCCUCCUCCCGCCGGCCCGUGCUGCCCGGGCUCUUGGCCUAACUUCGCCGUCGUUUGCUCUUUCCUCGAACGCUACGGUGCUUUGCUGGAUCUCCCCGAGCUGCCUUUCCCCGAUCUGGAGCGCGUCCUGCAGCCUCCACAGGAGCCUGGAGACCAGGUUCCAAAAGAAUUGGUGGAGCUUCACUUGAAACUGAUGAGAAAGAUUGGGAAGUCUGUCACAGCAGACAGAUGGGAAAAAUAUUUGAUCAAGAUAUGCCAAGAAUUCAACAGCACUUGGGCUUGGGAGAUGGAAAAAAAAGGAUACUUAGAAAUGAGUGUCGAAUGCAAACUGGGGAUUCUGAAGUAUCUCUGUGAAUGUCAAUUUGAUGACAAUCUGAAGUUCAAAAAUAUAAUUAAUGAGGAGGAUGCUGAUGCUAUGCGCCUUCAGCCUAUUGGUCGAGACAAGGAUGGACUGAUGUAUUGGUAUCAGCUGGAUCAAGAGCAUAAUGUCAGGAUGUACAUAGAAGAACAGGAUGACCAGGAUGGAUCCACAUGGAAGUGCAUUGUUAGAAACCGAAAUGAGCUUGCCGAGACCCUUGAGCUCUUGAAAGCACAAAUUGAUCCUGCCCUGCUGAAAAACAACAAUUCUCAGCAGGAGAAUUCAUCACGUGAAAGCCCAAGUAUAGAAGAUGAAGACACCAAAAAGGGUGAAGAAGCAUCUACACAAGAAAACCAAUUAAAAAUCAAAGAAGAAAAAGAUGAGGUGGAGGAACAGUCAAAGGAAUUGGAAAGUCUUCCUCUUCCUGUGGUCAAAGAGGAUGAAAACAUGAUGAAAGUAGAGAAGGCUGAAGAAAAAGAAAUUAUAAAAUUGCCAGUAAUAGUAAAAUUAGAGAAGCCUUCGGAAUACAAUGAAGAGAAACAAGCUGUCAAAGAAGAAAGUGACUCUUUUAAAGAAAACGUCAAGCCUGUUAAAGUAGAGGUGAAGGAAAACAAAAUAGAACCAAAAGACUUAAAAGAAGUAAAAUGUUCUACUGACAAAAUAGCAGUUCAUGAGCCCGAGAGGUUGGAAUUUUGUGUUAAUGUCAAAACUCCGCAGGAAAUUGUGGAGAAAUCUGUAGAAGAAAGUGAGAAACUUAAAAAUGACCAGCAGGCAAAAAUACCUCUUAAAAAGCGAGAGAUCAAGCUGACAGAUGACUAUGACAGUCCUAUUAAGGGGUCCCUGUGUAAAUGUGUGACUCCAACAAAGGAUGUCUUGAAGGAAGAGGGGAAACCAGAAGAGGAAACUUUUAAGAGAGUCCCUACAAUUACUGCUUUAUGCCCUGAUGGGAAAGUGCUGGUAAAUGGAGAGGUUAGCAGUGAAAAAAUAACCCCAAGUGUCAUACAAAAUAAUAGGUCGGAGCACUCUGUCGGUACAAAGGAAGACAGCAGCUCAUUAAAAGAGAAAAAUGGUAAAAGUGGGGAAAAGGUAUCGGACUCCCUAAAUUCUGUUAGUAAAAUUAUAAAAGCAUGUGAGGUUGAGAAAAAUGCAGUAACUGUGGUGAAAGAGCUGGGGGCUGUGGUCUCUGAGGUUUCAAAUCAGAAAGUGCCUUUAAAGGAGGAAUCUAGUCCUGUGGAAAAAGAGAACCUUGACGGUCUGGCUACUGAAAUGGUAGUGGAAGAAUCUUCAAACUCUGAAGACUGUGCCAAAAAACCCGAAGAGAAACUAGCCACGAUAAUCAAAAAGGACAGACUGCCGCCACCCAAAGAAUGUUUAGAGAAGCUGGAGAAGCCUACAAACUCAUCUGCUCCUGCAGAACUGCCCAAGCCUGCACCGUCUGAGGAGGAGACCUUGAAAAGCAGAAGUGAGCCUGAGGAGAAACCUGAUUCUCCCAAAGCUGUUGCGACACCCCCCCCAUCUUCUUCUCCUGUUACUUUAGAGAAGUCUGUUUUGGAAGCAGAAGGCUCUGAUGCUAAACCUGCUCUCCCUGAGGAGAGCCAAGUAGAAGAAAAAUCGAGCCCUGAAAAGCCAGAAGAAGAGCCUGAAGCUGCCAAGCCAGAGCCAGAGGGAUUAGAGGAUGCCCAUGCGUCCAAUCUAGAGAACUCCUCGGAGAGUAAAAAGGAUUCCCCAACACCUAAAAGCAAAUUUAAGUAUAAACUAGUUUCUGAAGAAGAAAGCUGUACAACAGAUAAUAAAGAGAUAACUUCUGAAAGACAGAAAGAAGGGAUUAAAUUAACUAUCAGGAUCUCCAGUAGGAAGAGAAAGGCAGAACCACCACCAGAAGACGUCACUGCUGGCCGCACGUUAAGGAGAUCCCCAAGAAUAUCUAAGCCUACUCCGAAAGUGGUGGAGACUCGGGAUCAGAAAUCUGACAAAAAACGAACUGAAGAGGAAGAGGAGAAACCUGCACAUAAGCAGGAAAAAAAAGAAGACGCAAAAAAACAGGAGAAGGAGUCAAAUUCUAAGGUUAACAAGAGAAGCAAAGUUCGGUGGACGGGUACACGAACACGUGGCAGGUGGAAAUACUCAAGCAAUGAAGAAAGUGAAGACUCAGAGAGUGAAAAAAACUCUUAUGAAGAGGAGGAAGAGGAAGAAGAGGAGGAAGAAGAAGCUGCACCUGCUGACGAUGAUGAACCAUGCAAGAAGUGUGGCCUUCCCAAUCACCCUGAGCUGAUUUUGUUAUGUGACUCCUGUGACAGCGGAUACCAUACAGCUUGCCUUCGCCCUCCUUUGAUGAUAAUCCCUGAUGGAGAAUGGUUCUGCCCACCUUGCCAGCACAAACUACUCUGUGAGAAAUUAGAAGAACAAUUACAAGAUCUGGAUGUCGUCUUAAAAAAGAAGGAGCGUGCAGAACGCAGAAAAGAGCGACUGGUGUAUGUGGGUAUCAGCAUUGAGAACAUCAUUCCACCACAGGAGCCAGAAAUCCCUGAAGGUCAAGAAGAAAAAAAGAAAGAUUCCAAAAAGCACAAAUCAAAGCUGCUUGAAAGGAGGUCUACCAGAACCCGGAAAUGCAUAAGCUACAGGUUUGAUGAAUUUGAUGAGGCAAUUGAUGAGGCAAUUGAAGAUGACAUCAAGGAAGCUGAUGGAGGAGGCAUUGGCAGAGGCAAAGACAUGUCUAAUAUCACAGGACAUCGUGGAAAAGACAUUUCCACAAUCCUAGAGGAAGAAAGGAAAGAAAAUAAGCGACCCCAAAGGGCUGCUGCAGCACGGCGCAAGAAACGACGGCGACUAAACGACCUGGAUAGUGACAGUAAUCUGGAUGAGGAAGAGAGCGAGGACGAGUUUAAGAUCAGUGAUGGAUCUCAGGAUGAGUUUGUUAUAUCAGAGGAAAAUCUGGACGAAAGUGAAGAUGAUCCACCAUCAAACGAAGACAGUGAUUCUGAGUUCUGUGCCCGCAUAUCCAGGCGACACCUCUCCAGGCCCAUGAGGCAAAGCAGGCGGUUACGAAGGAAAACAGUCAAGAAAAAAUACUCUGAAGAUGAUGAAGAUGAAGAUUCCGAGGACAAUUCAAGCAGAGAAUCUGAGAGUGGUGAUUACACAGAUUACAGCGAUGAUGAUUACCUGGAAACCAGGAGGAGAAGAUCAAGAAGGAAUCAGAAGAGGCAAGUUAACUACAAGGAGGAUUCAGAAAGUGAUGGCUCUCAGAAAAGUGUCCGAUAUGGAAAGGAGUUAAGAAGAGUUCAUAAACGCAGGCUCUCCACUUCAGAUAGUGAAGAGAGCUACGCGUCCAAGAACUCCGAAGAUGAUGAUUCCACAAAAGAGUCGAAGCGAUUGAUUCGAAAACGUCGGCGAAGUACGGACGACUACUCUGAGGAAGGAGAGGAUGAGGAAGAUGAAGAGAGGCCUGUCCGCAAACGGCUCAAUAGAAUUGAAACAGAUGACGAAGAUAACUGCGAAAAUGCUAACGAUGAGGCAGAAAACCCUGCAAAUAAGCUGCCAGCACCACAGGCUCCUCAAGACAACACCAAGAAGCACUGCUACCGGAUAGAAAGUGAUGAUGAAGAUGACUUUGAUAACGUAGGGAAAGUAGAGAGCCCUUUGGACUACAGCCUGGUGGACUUGCCUUCCACCAACGGACAGAGCCCAGGUAAAACCAUUGAGAACUUGAUUGGCAAACCUAGUGAGAAGACCCAAGCCCCCAAGGACAGCACAGCCAGUGCCAGCCUGGCGCCCAACGGGACGGGGAGCGGGCAGGAAGCGGUAGGGCCAGAGGAAGAUGAAGAUGAACUUUUGAGAGUGACUGACCUUGUUGAUUACGUCUGUAACAGUGAACAGUUAUAAGACUUCCGUUUUUGUGCUAAUUUAUUCCACGGUAGCUCAUACCAGCGGGCCAGUUAUUAAAAGCUGUUUUAUUUUUCCUAGAAAAUUCUCCACUACAGUAUCACUUUUUAGAAGCAAGAAUUUCACCAGUCCUGCAGUCUUUCUGUGAAGUGACCAGUUUUGAACUUUGAAGAAGAAUUGCUGUAAAUUCCCUCUCUUACCCCCCUUUCUCCUUCCAAGUCCAUGGUCCUGGGUAAUUUCACUCACAAAAACCUUAUCACAACAAGAGAUUUGUAUAUUUUUGGCUUUAUAUUUCCUGAGUGCAUACAAAUUUGUGGAAAUGGGUGGCCUAAGAAAGCAUUCCAAAUCGGUCAGGGCCCAAACCGGAAUUUAGGGUGGGUUUGGCUCAAGGGGUGGGCGGGGUGCAGAAGCACUUGUGCUUUAGCUUUUUCAUAUGAGAUAUAUAUUAUAUUUAAAUGUUCACAACUUAGAUUACAACUUAACAGACAGUCUCAAAUUUAACGUCUGUACUGUCGCAUUUUGUGAGUUGUAGGUUAACAUGCCAUAGCUCAUUAGUAAUCACCUUCAUGGAAGCAGUUUGGUUUUAAUACCGGAGGCAAACAGAAUUACUAGAGGCCAAGAAGGUACCAUAAACAAGAACUCUACUAUCCAUUAUGACUUGCAGACUUUCCUAAUAAACAUCCUUUAAAGUGUUUGUACAGUAAAGUGUACUGUAAUGAAGUUUUUGACAGUUGAAACAUGCUAGCGAUGAAUUUACAAAGCUAUCUCAUGCGUAGUUCAUCAGAUGGUCUUCUGUGCACGGUGUCUAGUGGGAGGACGCACUGAUGUGAAGUUGGUCUGUAAACGGGAUGGCAUCUUGACGUGCUGCAAACUUUUACAGACAAAAGAAUCCUGCAGUAGCUGCCUGGCCACUUGUGUUUCACCUUCUGUUGGAGUAUUCCGAAUGGAAUGUGUCUGUACAAACUGCACUGACCACCGAAUUACAGCGCAUCAAAGGAUUGAGGGAUUUUCCAAUAAACCGUGACUGGUCCAUUCAUGUCCUUAGUAUCUACUUCAAAUUGAAGUAAACAAAUGGAACAGUUUUCCUUUUGGAGGUUUUCUGUUUGGGGUUUGUGUGUGUUUUUGUUUUGAUUUUACUUAUCUGCCUGGAUGUAUUAGCAGGUUUUGAAUGUAGUGUUGGCCUUUGGCCAUUAGAAUUUUCUUAAAAUACAUUUUAAUAAUUGUCACGUGACCAAACUGAUUUCAAGAAGGCAGUAUUUCUGAGAGAAAACACUCAACUCCAAGACGUCUCAUCAACAUUGGAGUGGGCCUGAAGUGAUAUGUGCUUUCAUUAAAAAAAAAAUGGAGACUACAAACAAAACCAACAAACGUGGGCACAUGAGAAGGAGCAGAGCUGAAAUUUGCUUUGGGUAGCGUUGAGUUUUCUCUUCAUUUGGAAUUAAGAUGCAGGCUGUAGCAUUCAUACAUGUUGUAGCACACAGACAGCGGAAAAAGAUCUGCCAAAUGUUGAAAUCCAAAAAGGUCACAUCUGUUACUCCUUUUGCUCUGAGAUUUGGAUUUUUGACUGGUGUUGAUGUCCAUUGCCGGCAAUGGAUGCACCAAAACUGCUGCUGCCACUGAGGAGUGAGUUCUCCUUUCCUGCCCCACCUGAUUCCCUUCCAUUUUAUUGUAUUUACUAGUCAGUCAUGAAGCACUUCUGUUUUCUUCUACUAAAACCGGCAUUAGGCCUUUACUAAAUACCUCUCUAGACAACCUAGAUCCAAAAAUACCUACUUCUGGCCUGGAAAGUCUUGGUUUUGUUUCCCCACCUCUCUCCACGAGUUCUAUCAGAACCAUUCCGUGACUGUUCCUCGAUUGGGUUCUAGCAGUGCACAUCUAAAACUAGAAUCGUCAGAGCUGCAAGAAAGAGAGCUCGUUCAUUGUCUUCUGUGCUAAGCAAGCUUGUGAUUAGGAAAAAAAAGAGAAAUCACACUCUUUCUAAAUGAGAAUUGAACGUCAUUAAAGAUUAAAUAUCUUUCCACCUUAUCAAUGUUAACUGUUAAUAGAUUUCACGAGCAGGUAUUAAAACAGGGUUUAGAAUGUUCUUAAAAUUGUAUGUAGCAUUUUAGCUACUACAGUGUUUUUCUUUGCCUAGGUGAUGCAUAAAUGUAGUGCUUCUACAUUUCUAAUAUACUUGUGUUUUAAAACAAGCAAGAACAUAUGGCUUCCACUUUCUAAUGUUAAUAAUUGCUAAGCAUUUUUAAUAUUUGCAGUGCAAACUGUCUUGAUUCCCUUGCAGCAACACUGCAAACACUGACUUCUCAUUUAUUUUGGCAGUGCCAUCACCUUUUUUGCUGCCAGAUGGAGCCUUUUCCUGUCUGAUCAGUGCCGUAGCAAACGUUCUUGCUUGUAGACAGCCCCAAAUGCUGGAUAUGUAGUGGGUGAGUCAUUGUGAAUGUAGGAAAAUACAAAGCAGUUAAAAUAGCGCAUAUACCAACCAGGAAGAAAUUGAGCACUGUGUUCGGGAGUGACGUACAAGACCAGAAAGCAGAAGUGGAGCACUGCAUUUUAUGUCAAGAGCAUGAAGUUUAACCCAUGUAGACAGACAGGUUAUUACUUUCUAUUGGUCAGUUUUACAAAACAAUUCUCUGUCUUCUGAGAAGUCACCUUUGACAGCUGGGAUGGCUUCAUCCCUUGGGAUCCCAAGGUCCCAUGAGACCAGUGGGAAUAUUGUGCAAGGAGAAUCUGCCUAGAUGUUCUACAGAGCCCAGGAUUUUAAAACUUCUGUUUUCUCUCCUGUCUAAGGCUUCCAGCAUGGUCGGAAAUGUAAAUCUGUUUGGAAAGAUGUUUUCAGACACAAGGCCAGCUGGCUGCCACGUGGGGCUCAUGCUGUUGUGUCAUGUGUAUGUGAAUCCCAGAGUGGGAAUGUCCUCCAGGUGUUGUGAUGUCCUUAGCAGCUUGUGCUCUUCUGUAUGCAUCGUGAGAUCAGAAGUCACAUGUCUUUGACUGCUCAUCUUCAGGUGUGGCUUUGAGCUAACAGAAGUUCAGGGUGUGUAAGGAGCAGAAUGCAUUCCAGCCAGGGGUUUAUCACACGAUGGACUGAAUGGCAGAAGAAGGAGCACCUAUUGGCUGAGCACAGAGGCAGUUUAUUUGGCGAUCUCCUGUUCUUUGCAUGCAAGUUGACACCAUGAGCUGUGUCUUUUUUAACUGCAGAUCCUUCCGAGUAUAACUGAUGAGGAAGAAAGUGAACUGAUUUCUGUGGGCUGUGUGAGUCUUAAGAAGCACUGGAGAAGGGAAGGAACUAUAAUCUGAGUUGGGGAAUGGAUGUUUUUGGGUGCCACAAAGAUAAAGGAUGGCUCUUUGCCAUGAGCAUGGGACAUGAUGUGCAAAGUAUGGCCACUCUGUACUAAGGAAUGUGGAGCGUUAAUCCAGCCAGAAGGGUGGGGAAUUAAGAAGGCAAGAUUUCAUUGCAGUUGCUGUCUUCUAGUUAUUGAAUCUUCUAAACCUUGAUUUAAAAAUGGAAAACAACAUCACUAAGCUACCAAAAAAAAAAAAAAAAAAAAAACCCUUAAUGUUGAAAGCCUGUAGAAAGACGAGUACUGAACAACAAACUCUCUGAGCUCUUGGAUAGUUUGAUUUCCUAUAUGUUAAAUUACCUUAUAAAAUUACUGUAUCUUCCUGAUUUAUUUAAUGAAAGGAUUGCUCUGUUCUAAUGGCGCUUGAGAAAAACAGAGAUGCUUUUUCUCUAAAUUGGUCGUGUAUAAAUAUGUCACCUCAAGAUUUCUGUGGAUUGAAACGUCUCGAUUACUCUUCAGGCAGUGGGAGCUGAUGACUGAAGUGGACAUCUUUCCUGGUCACUGCUGUUUUCCAAGUGCUGGCCUGCACUCUGAGGGAUCCCACUCAAAGAACCUUGAGGUGAAAAUGUAUGUUCACAAAAGAGAAACUGGUAGCGGUGCCCUUAUUCUGAUUUGUCUUCAUGUUUCUCACUUGAACUGUUUGGUAUCUGGAUGCUGUUUAAUGAUUUCAGUAGUCCAUUGUCAGGGUGUCCAUUGCAUAGCUCUGUUUUCAGGUGCUUACAGCUUGGUUUUCAGUUCAGCUCUGCAGUAGGAAGGCCUGGUCAAAAUGUUCUGCAAGUUGUUUCAAAUUACUUACUUUCACCUUUUUUUUUUUCUUUAAUGAAAAGUAAAUGAGUAAUUUUGGUGACAAGGGAUUUGUAUCAUCAAUUCAAAAUGGCAAUGCUUAGGCCUUGAGAAUUGGUUUUGGUACAUGUGUAGUGAAUGCUAUCCACAGGCAACCAAUGUGCUGCGUGCACCCUAGAUACAUAUUUACAUUUGCUUUCAGUUCACUGGGUAUAUAAAAUCCUUUCAUGUAUAAAUAUGUGUAAAAAUAUCAAAUAUCUUCAAAUGGUAACUUUCUGGAAAACAAAAUCUGUUGAAUAUGGUGGGGAAAUCUCCAGCAAUUCAUGCAAAAAGAGCACAGCUCUGCAGCUCCUCCAGUGUUAAACAAUCUAUGGGAGCAUUUAGGACUGCUGUCUGAAAUAAGGAUGUGCAGGAUGAAGCCCAUGUUUCCUGGGAUCUUACUUUUCCUCCUCCCCUUCUAGAACAAGUGGGGUAGGGACUGUAUCACUUAAUAUGUCAGAAGACAGAAAAUGAAAAGAAAAAAAAAAAGAAAAAAAAAAAACAGAAACAGUACUUAUUAUCCAGCAUAUACUGAAGUAAUUACAAUUCUCAGUGACCACUUUGUGAUGCUGUAGAUUUGGGGACACUUUGGCUUCAGAAAUACUUAUCCCCUGAAGCUGGACAUGCAGCAGUUGGGGCACUGAGGAUUACUGGUCACUUCUGAAAAUAUGCAUCACUUACCAAGCUCUUAUUUUAGGUUAGGUGUAACUCAAUGAGAUAGUUCCAAACGGCAAAAGUGUGUGCUUGGGAGUUGUUUGUCCCAAUGCUUUGGAAUAAUUUAACUUAUUUUGUAUAUUGCAGAAGAUGUAUAUUGCUUAGUAUGACACUUACUUAAAAAAAAAUGUGUACAGCUUCUGGGGGAAAGAAUAGGACACUCUAAGUAGACAAGAAGUUUUUAUAAUUGAGGAUGUGGUGUAAAGGCUCCAGGUAUAACUGCCAUUAAAAGCAAGUCCUACAGCUUGGGUUUUUGACUAUCGUUUUGUAAAUGCUGGCACCCCACACCUGAGCUUGUGAUCAGGAGAGGGGAUGAUACAGCAAUAGAGAGGACACGUGCUUAAUGAAGGCAGGUGUGUCUGCAAAUAGAUCUACUAUUGCUACAUAUAACCCCAAAGGUUACUAAGGAAAACUGAAAGAUAGAGUUGCUCUAUUCCUUCAGUUGGUUUACUUUGUGCACUUGGCAGCACUUUGUGUAUAGUCAGUCUCACUGGUUCCCCAGGUGCAGACCGAGUUGGUUUCUCCUGCUGUUGGAAUGCUCUUUCCACUAACAGGAGAUGGGGAAUGGGUGGAGGGAAGUGGAAUGGAAAGAUGUGGACGCAAGCCCAUGCAAUUUGCAAUAUGGGUCUUGGACAGGCUUAAAAACUGCUUCUGAUUUGCCCUUUAAAGACUGUAUUUCAAAUGGAAGGUCUCUGGGUAAGAGAAUCAUCUUGACACCCUCCAUUUCUCAUCGUGACCUUCAGAGCAACAGGAAAAGCUGUUCACAGUCUCUUUUCUUGAGGGAGCGGUUCCACCAGCACAGCACGGACGUGGAGAAGAUUCGGAUCAGUCCGUAGAGCACUGUGACAAUGUUUGCCUUUGGGGAUGUUGCUUGGAGUCCACGCAGGUUCCUUUGUCCUUUGUUCCUCUUCUUAUGUCCCACAUGACUAAACCGAUUAGUGAUACUUAGAUUAGUCUGUCAGAACUUGACUUAAAUGAUCCUAAGGGGAUAAAGUCCUUCUACUAAAACAUACUAUAGGCCUCGUUACCAGUGCACCAUUUGUUAGUUUAAAGUCCUUAACUGAUACUAAUCUGCUACUCAAGUUAGUGGUAGAAAAGGAAAUCAAACCAUACAGCUAUAUACCUUGUUUAGUUUUCCAUUUCAUACUCAUUAUAUGGACUCUAAAAUCUUGUACAGUAUCUUAUUCCUAUGCUAUAUUCAUUAAAAUGGUACUUCUCCCCCUAACCUGCAUGAAAACGAUUUGUUUUUCAUGCCAGUCAGGUUGCUAGUUGCUAGCCCUGCUUCUUAGAUUUGCAGCAGCCAUGAGAUGGCAUUGAACUGAUUCAAACACUUAAAUGUCACUGUUGUCGGUAUGCACGAUGGUUCUUGAAUAGGCGCAGAGUUUUAGGCAGAUGCUAGACAAGCAUUGGAUGUAUUCACUGUCCCAGAUAGCAUAGACCAGGUAAUUGCUAGCAGAAUGGCUGUCCUCCAAUUUGUGUGACAAUUAGAUCGAAAACUGCCGGAUAGGUUAAAAUCUCAGAUAUACUUACAUGAAAUACAGUCUCGUCUUACUCCUGUGUGCUGUUUGCAUGUUCACAAAGAAAUCUGGAGUUCCUUAACAUCAGUCUCAUUCACAGUUGGCCUCGUUUUUCUUUUCUUUCUCUAGAAGUCCCGCAAGCCGAGCUCUUUGCAAGGCUUAACCCGUGCAUUUCAGAGUCCUGAACCUUGAUUUUUAAAUCUUUUCCAUCGUGACUUGCUACAGUAUCAAAGGGAAAGGACCGAGGGACACACACUGUGUGUGUGGGAGGUGGGGAGAGAGAUGUUGAAAAAACUGGAAUUGUCAUUGUUGCACAUAAAUUGGGUGGUGCUUUCACUGUCCUUCCCCCCUCGCCAGAAAUACCACAUGCAUGUGAAACACGAUGCAUUAAAACCUUUUAAAAUGGAAGACAUGGUGGCCUCAGUGCUCAAAGGGUUAACUGCAGUUUAAUAACAGCUCAUGUUUUUAGAUUUGCAGUACACAACUGUUUAAAUACUGUAUUCCUUGUAAAUGAAGUAAAAAAAAAAAAUGUUAAGGCUGGUGCCAAUAUUUUUGUUAAUGAAUUGUUCAGCGUUGUCUCACUACAGUCUGGUCAGAACUCUUUGUGUAUAAGCUGGGCCUGAAGCCAUUUUAUAGCUUGUAGGCCUAAUUGUGUAACUUUUCUUUCAUAAUGUUUUUGUUAUAAUAUCUACUGUCAUUUCUUUCAUAUAAAUAUGACAUGUAAAUUGUCAUAAUAAAAAAAAAAAUUGAAAUAA
Molecule: messenger RNA, 11437 nt
Organism: Gallus gallus (chicken)
Lineage: Eukaryota; Metazoa; Chordata; Aves; Galliformes; Phasianidae
Gene: RSF1
Product: remodeling and spacing factor 1
Exons: 16
Coding region: 20-4294 (1424 amino acids)
Biological process (GO): regulation of DNA-templated transcription
Cellular component (GO): RSF complex
Source: RefSeq, a predicted model, not a curated record